CCCGUGGCAGACGUGGCGCGCGCUGUGGAGCUGCUGGAGCGGUUGCAGCGAAGUGGGGAGCUGCCCCCCCACAAACUGCAGGCUUUGCAGCGGGUUCUGCAGAGCAAGUUCUGCUCGGCUAUCCGUGAGGUCUAUGAGCAGCUCUAUGACACGCUGGAGAUCGCGGGCAGCGCCGAGAUCCGGGCCCACGCCACGGCCAAGGCCACGGUGGCGGCGUUCGCGGCGAGCGAGGGCCAUGCGCACCCCCGGGUGGUGGAGCUGCCCAAGACAGACGAGGGUCUUGGCUUUAACAUCAUGGGGGGCAAGGAGCAGAACUCGCCCAUCUACAUCUCCCGCGUCAUCCCCGGCGGCGUCGCCGACCGGCACGGCGGUCUCAAGCGGGGGGACCAGCUGCUGUCCGUCAACGGCGUGAGUGUGGAAGGGGAGCAGCACGAGAAGGCCGUGGAGCUGCUGAAGGCGGCCCAGGGGACGGUGAAGCUGGUUGUUCGCUACACGCCCAAGGUGCUGGAGGAGAUGGAGGCCCGGUUCGAGAAGAUGCGCACGGCCCGCCGGCGCCAGCAGCACCACAGCUACUCGUCUCUGGAGUCGCGGGGAUAGCGCCCAUCUCGUCCCGUGCUGGGGAGGCCGGGGGCCCCCAGGCCCGGCCCCCCAAAGAUUCUUCCCCCCCCCCCCCAGUUUUUCGUGUGUAGCUGGGUCUAUUUAUCCGGCCUGUGCCGGCCCCACCGUGAACCGUAUUUAUUCCCUUAUUUAAAUCUGACCCCUGUGCGUGAGCCGGUGUGAAUCCGCCCGCCGGCCAGACUCUGGGGAACGACCCCCAAGCGCUGAGAGUCGGAGGGGUGUGUGUGAGGGGGAUUCUGCCUUAUGGGCAGGGAAGGGGGAAAGGUGAGGGGGCUCCUGGAGAAAUUCACUCCCCCAAACCACCCACCUUAUAGGAUUCUCCUUCACUUUCUGUCCCAAAUUCCUGUGCGUCUGCCUGUGCGCUCCACCCCAGAGGGCUGCGUCCCAGCGCCAAGCGAGGGGUCCCCGUAUACCCAGCCCCAGUGCCCCACCCCAGAGGAGCCGCAUCCCAGCGCCGGGGGAGGGGUCCCCGUAUACCCAGCCCCAGCGCCCCACUCCAGAGGGGCCGCGUCCCAGUAUGUUUAUGAUGCAGUUCAGAGAGUGGCCACCCGGUGGCGACUUUGUUGCUUGACUGGGGGGAGCGGGGGGGAGACACUUUGGUGACACUGGGCUUCAGGGUGUGUUGGGCAUUAGUGCCCCUCACUCCUGACCCGCAGCCCCCUCCUAGCCCAGCCCUGCCCCCCUCCCCCCAAGUUCGCCUGUGCCCCUCCCGAGCCACCGCAUCUUUUCUGGUCCCUAAGAACCCCCCAUAUCUCCCUUGCCCUGUUCUUUCCAAGGCAGGGGGAACAGAGGCCGGGGGCUGGGCUCCCCUCCCAGAUCGGGUGCGGGGGGCGGGAAAUGAGCUUGGGAAUCAGGGACACGCCCGUCCCCCAGGAGUGAGUCACCCCCUGGAGUCAGUUUUUCUGGUUUGGCCGCUGGGUCUGCCAGGGAAAGACGGGGGUGAAAUUCCCAGAGAGGGAGUCAGAGGGUGGGGCUGGGCGCCUGGAUUCCUGGGUUCUCUCCCCAGCUCUGGGAGGGGGGUGGGGUCUAGUGGUUAGAGCAGGGGGGGCUGGAGCCAGGACUCCUGGGUUCUCUUCCCAGCCCUCGGAGGGGAGGGGAGUGGUUGGUGGGUGACUCCCUCUCCCCCCCGCCCGCGCCUGGGAACGUUCGUGCCCUGUGCCGCAGCUCCUGAUUGUGCUGGGGGAAAGGGGGUUCCUGACUGUGAAUAAACCGAUGCGAGUGAGUCUG
Messenger RNA from Chrysemys picta bellii (western painted turtle), 1845 nucleotides. The record is from RefSeq and is a predicted model, not a curated record. Lineage: Eukaryota; Metazoa; Chordata; Testudines; Emydidae.